Messenger RNA from Acanthoscelides obtectus, 1842 nucleotides. The record is from the annotation of a GenBank genome assembly. Lineage: Eukaryota; Metazoa; Arthropoda; Insecta; Coleoptera; Chrysomelidae.
AUGGAGGCAAAAAACAACUUACUGUGUAAAGUACAAACGGAACAGAAGCAUGGCCGUAAAGUUUUGUGCAAUCUGGUCAUGGAUUCAAUGGCAAUUAGGCGGCGAAUAGAAUGGAAUGGCCAAAAGUGGACAGGAUACAUUGACUUGGGUUUUGAUAUGGAUGGAGAUAAACUUCCUGAGGUUAAAGAAGCAUUGGUUAUGAUGCUAGUGGCUAUAAAUGGCAAAUGGAAGCUACCUGUAGGAUACUUCUUCAUCAGUGGUCUAAGUGGAGAGGAACAGGCAAACUUAGUAUCAAAUCUUCUUACUUUUAUUCACGAUACAGGUGUUAUCAUUUGUUCAGUAACAUUUGAUGGGGCCUCUCAAAAUAUUUCGAUGAUAAAACACUUGGGAGCUGAUCUGAAAAUUGGAAACUUAAAAACCUGGUUCCCACAUCCAGUUGAUUCGCACAGGGUGUACGUUUAUCUCGAUCCAUGUCACAUGCUAAAAUUAAUCAGGAACUGCUUAGCAACUUAUAAAAAUUUCAAGACAGAUCAAAAUGAGUUAGUUUCUUGGGAAUACUUUGAAAAGUUGGUAAACAUUCAAAACAAUGAAGGCUUAAGAGCUGCUACCAAAAUUAAAGAAAGACAUGUGAAAUGGGAAAAUGAAAAAAUGAAGGUAUGCCUAGCAGCACAAACAUUCAGUAAAAGUGUUGCUGAUGCACUGAGGUUUCUGGAAACAGAUUUAGGUUUGAAAGAAUUUGAAGGUGCUUCAGCAACUGCCAACUUUGCUGAAAUGAUAAAUAAUAUUUUUGACAUUUUUAAUAGUAAUUCGAGAUACUCAAAAUACGAAUUCAAACAAGGCUUAGAUGUCAAUAAUGCUCAGCAGAUAUUUGUAUAUUUGGAACAGUGCAAGACAUACUUUGAAGGUCUUAAGACAGAAACAACCCCAGUACUUCAAUGCAGAAGGAAAACGGGUUUCCUGGGAUUUUUGAUUUGUAUGGCUAGUUUACAGCAAUUUUAUCUAGAAUAUGUCAUUGAAUUCAAAUACUUGAAUUACAUAUUGACAUACAAGCUGUCCCAAGACCAUAUUGAGCUAUUUUUUAGCGCAGUGCGUAGUAAGGGAGGAUGUAAUAAUAAUCCAACUGCUCGACAAUUUGAAAGUAUUUUCAAGAGAUUACUUUUGCAUUGUGACAUUAAGGGCUCCAAGUAUGGAAAUGUUGUUUCACUGGACAACACUAGUAUUCUAGGCACUACAUAUAUCAACACUUUGACUAAAACUAAUUGUGGCAACAUUCUUUCAGAGAAUGAUGAUUAUAUGGAGAAUACUACAGAAGUUUUAAUAUUUGGUAGUUGUUCAUUACAUCUGUGGCAGCUAACUCCGUAUGUCUGUGAUAUUGUCGCAUACAUAUCUGGCUUUGUGGUGAAAAAUUUGAAAAAGUGUGUAUCUUGUCAUGAAUGCCUGCUGCUAAUGGAAUCCAGUGAAACACGUUCUUUGUUGCAAAAAAGGAAGCAAUAUGGCAACUUAACACGAGCUUCUAAUUAUGUUAUAAAAGUCUGUGAAGAAGGGGAGAGGUCUGUAAGGUCCUUGAAAGCCAUUUCCAGCAUAUUUAGCAAUAAACUUGGAAACAUCGAAAAAUACUUAGUAAGCUAUACACUAAGGAAGUUAAAUACAUCAAUAUUUGAAGUAUUUGGUGACCAUAUUCUAGAUGAUAGCUUCGAAAACAAUCAUUCACUGCAGCUGACAAAGAUGAUUUUGGCUAAAUACAUAAGGCUAAGGUUACACCACGAGUCAAAUUUAGCAUCAGAAUUUGGUAGACGAUACAGAAGUGACCUCACAAAAAGCAUACUAUUCAGAAAUCAGUAA